CAAAACGGGUAACGUAUAUUGGCAGCUUUUGGACAAAAAAGCGACUUGUGUGAAGCGCGAGGGCGAAUGACGCAAACCGUGCGUUAUCAACGAUGAUUUAAUGAUCCCGUGUGGUUGGACUGAUUUGUCCCAAACUGGAAUUUUCUCAACAAAUCAAGAUCGCUGAUUUUCCCGGAAAUCGCCGGUAAUAAAAGGAUGAUACACUAAGGCUUGCUGGAAUAACCAAGGAAGGAAGUCGCGUCUGAGCUUUGGAAAAAGACUUGAACCUUGAACGUCAACAUGGAGUCCAAAGAAAAAUGGUGUCGACCAAAUGAAGAGAUAGUUGCUUUCUAUGUGGCUCAAGAAGCAGCUGUUGAGAAGAGAAGCGAGGAAAACAAUGUUGUUCCUCUCAUCAAAUUUCUUUCAUUUGUCUGCGUUCUUCUUGGCUUCGCCCUGUUUGCUUUGCGCAUGGAAUAUCAACCUUCUUUCACAAAGAGCUGGUUCAGUAGGCCAUUAGACCAACCGAUAGAUAUGGAACCGUUUGAUUGGGGAACUGAAUCAACGAAGUCAAUAGACGCCAAACGAGAAGGGAAUUCUGAAACUUCAGAUGUUCUCCCCUUAGCCGUGUGGGGUUUGUGGGGGCCAUGGAGUGCAUGCAGCAAAAGAAAAUAUUGCCAAGAAGGACAACAGCAUCGUCGCAGAGUGUGUCUAUCCCUGGAAGAUUCCGCUCACUGCGUGGGUGUCUCAAUGGAAGCGCGCGACUGUCCAGCAGCCGCCUGUGUCCAUGCAUAUAGCUCUCCUCCUGUUCUCGUAGAUCAAUCACCUGCGCCCGCGACAUCAUUCCUAGCUCAGGAAUGUAACGCCACAGUUAAAUACGCGGCAAGCGGUAGAUACAGAGAUCUUGUUCCAAGCUCUGUUUAUCAUUUAUAUCCUUCCGCUAAAAAGAUGCUAAAAAGUGGAUUUUUCGCUGUGGAGGUCAUUCCUAAAGUUCUAGAGAAGGAAUCUGCCAUAACUAAGGUGUGUUUUGAACCUUUUGGUGUAUGGUCCCUCUCAGCGGCUAGAAAAGUGUUCCACCUCAAUAGAUCCACAAGGGCCUCUCUUAAGGAACUAAAAUCGAAUCGUCUGGUUGGACUUGCUAUAGCUCUUAGACCAGAAGGCUCGUUGUACGGGGUACUACUAGCCACGGGAACUCCAGGAGGACUCUAUAGUAACGUUUAUUACAGGAGAUUUCGAGGCAGAAGUUUUCACGAGGAAAUAUCGUUCUGAGAACAAGACUUUGUUCAACUGCUUCCUGGUCAACGAAAGAUUUUUUACCUGAACAACGUCGCAGAAGGUUUAUUGGUUUGCGCAGACAGUUUGUUUAUCGAUAUAACAGUUUUGUAAGUUCGAAAAAAUUUUAGGGAAGUUUUUCAACAAUAUGGGUUAGGAAAAUAUGCCGUAUGGCUUUGGCAAGGACUGGUUUGUACGCAGUUCAUCAAAGCCUUUUGCGUUGCAUCUGACGAAAUCAUGAAAGCUAUUUUUCCUAAGGAAAUGUGCGCAGUUAUUGCUAGUUAAAACUCCAUGCUCCUCAUGGUACCGGUAGCUGACUACUCGAUGAUCAGAGCCUGCGCGUUUCGUUAAUUUUCUCCUAUACUGUUAGUGAGGGAAGCAACUGCUCAUGUAUUUACUUGGAAUGAUGUCUCUAAACAU
This is a messenger RNA of Orbicella faveolata, 1668 nucleotides long. RefSeq lists its product as uncharacterized. NCBI's taxonomy places the organism in Eukaryota, Metazoa, Cnidaria, Anthozoa, Scleractinia, Merulinidae. The record is from RefSeq and is a predicted model, not a curated record.